CAGGCUCACCAUGCAGAGCCACUGAGACGUGCGUGUCCUCAGCUCCUGGUACAGAGUACACACCCGUGAGGACCUGCUCCAUGGGCUUCCGAAUCAAGGAGAACCUGCUUUUGAAUCUCAGAAAGGCUCCGAGAAGCAGGGUCAAGGCCAGGGAGACGAUGGUCUCAGUGACUAUGGCCACAUCUGAGUGGAUCCAGUUCUUCAAGGAGGCCGGCAUUCCCCCGGGGCCCGCUGUGAACUACGCCGUCAUGUUUGUGGAUAAUCGGAUCCAGAAGAGCAUGCUGCUAGAUCUCAACAAGGAAAUCAUGAACGAGCUGGGCGUGACUGUCGUGGGUGACAUCAUUGCCAUCCUCAAGCACGCCAAGGUGGUACACCGCCAGGACAUGUGCAAAGCUGCCACUGAGUCAGUGCCCUGCAGCCCCAGCCCCCUCCAGGGCGAGCUUCGCCGUGGUGCCUCCAGUGCCGCUUCUCGAAUGAUCACCAACAGCCUGAACCAUGACUCCUCACCACACACUCCUCCAAGGCGGUCAGAUACCAGCACCUCCAAGAUCUCCGUCACCGUGUCUAACAAGAUGGCAGCGAAGAGUGCCAAGGCUGCUGCUCUGGCCCACAGGGAGGAGGAGAGCCUGGUUGUUCCCGCCAAGCGGCGGCGAGUCACAGCUGAGAUGGAGGGAAAGUACGUCAUCCACAUGCCCAAGGGGACCACCCCCCGCACCCGCAAGAUCCUGGAGCAGCAGCAGGCGGCAAGAGGUCUCCAUAGAACAUCCGUGUUUGAUCGCCUUGGUGCUGAGACCAAAGCCGACACAACAACAGGCACUAAGCCCACAGGAGUUUUCAGCCGCUUAGGGGCCACCCCAGAGAUGGAUGAGGAUCUGGCUUGGGACAGUGACUAUGACAGCAGCAGCUCUGUCUUGCAGUAUGCUGGGGUCCUAAAGAAGCUAGGACGUGGCCCAGCUAAGGCCAGUCCCCAGCCGGCGCUGCCUGUCAAAGCCAAGGCCAGUCCCCAGCCAGCACUGCCUGUCAAAGCCAAGGCCACAAGCUCUGCAGCUAUAACAACAGCUACCACUCCAAAGCUGCGGCGCCCAGCACUUCCCUCUCGCCCUGGGCCGGAAAAGAAGCCAGAAUCCCUGCCCAAAGUCAGCAUCCUUCAGAGACUGGGCAAGGCUGCCGCUGUGUCUGAGGCACAGGACAGCCGAGUCACAAGCACCCUGAGUAAGUCCUCAGCUGCGGUCACGCUCGCCGUUAAGAGGACUCUGGUAGGGCCCCGGGGGAACAGCUCCAGCGAGAGCCUUGGUGCCCAGAUGGACCACACAGGCACUGUGAGCGUGUUCAGAAGACUGGGCCGAAGGACCUUCUAGCCGCACGCAGGGUGGGGUGCAGCACGGAAUGGCCGGCAGGCCGGCUCCUGCCUCCAUCCCUUCCGGCCUUUCUUGAAGGCUCACCUGUCCUCCCUCCCAGCUCUAGAUGACACAAGGCUUGGCUUUCUCUGGCGUUCAUGCUGGUUCCAAGCAUUCAGGGGUCACAGGUGGUUUUCCUGGUCUUCGAUGCCCCUGUGGCCUGGUCUUCUUCCCCGUCCUCUGUCCUCUGUGCACUAACUGUGGCCUUGGCAGGUCCCCCUUUUCUACCUCCUCCCCAAAGCCAGGUGCCCGGCCCCUUCAUG
Molecule: messenger RNA, 1660 nt
Organism: Acomys russatus (golden spiny mouse)
Lineage: Eukaryota; Metazoa; Chordata; Mammalia; Rodentia; Muridae
Gene: C19H19orf47
Product: chromosome 19 C19orf47 homolog
Exons: 9
Coding region: 81-1358 (425 amino acids)
Cellular component (GO): nucleus
Source: RefSeq, a predicted model, not a curated record